AUAAUAGAAAAAAAAUAUAUAAAAGCGCACAAACAAAAUAGUUUGUCGUUUAGUUGUAGUAGAUUUUUAUUUAAUUAAGCUUUUAUAAAUAAUAAAUUAAUAACCAAAAAAAUAAGUAAAUAACAAUGACUUCCUUAGUAGCUGAUUACGGAACAUCUUCGGGUUCGGAGAGUGAUUCAGAAGGUGUUAAAAUUAUUCCAAAGGUGGCGAAUGAUGACGAGGAUGAUGAUGACGAUGACGAAGAUGAAGAUGAGGAUGAUAUUACUGAAACUAAUCAGCAUGAUGAUGAUAGCAAUAUUAAAAAUUCAUACAAUAACAAUAAGCUUCCAUUACCGACUCCAGAUUUUAACGCUACGCCCACCUUGAAAACUUCCGUAUUUACAAAUCCGUUCGUCGAAGCUGAAAAAGCCAAAAGCGCUAUCCUAGAAAAGCAUGUCAAGAUGACACCGACACUAGAUGACACCAAGAUGAUAAAUGGCCGUAAAAUUUGCUGGAAUUACCGUAAAGGUCGGUGCCGCUUCGGGCAUAACUGCACUUUUGCUCAUGAUUCGGAUCUCCAUCGCAGUGCUGCUGAACUAGAAGCCAUUCGUACACCUCAGGAGACUGUUAUUUGUCAAACUCACUUCAAUAAUCAAAAAAUUUAUUAUCUUAAUAGUGAUCAUGAUGAUAAUAGUAAAGAUAAUGAUAAUGAUGAUGAUGAAAUAGACCAAGAGAAUAAUCAAAUGGUUAAACGCAAAAAGAGACCUGGGUUAAGCCAGAGUCUUAUUCCGGGUAAAAAGGUUUUGAAAAUGUAUAAAGCCCAACAAACUAAAGCUGUUGGUAGAUAAAAUAUUUUUUAUUUUAUUAGGAGAAAGUUCGCUUGAUUAAUUUCUAAACUAAAAUUAUUUA
This is a messenger RNA of Cotesia glomerata, 888 nucleotides long. RefSeq lists its product as uncharacterized. Lineage: Eukaryota; Metazoa; Arthropoda; Insecta; Hymenoptera; Braconidae. The record is from RefSeq and is a predicted model, not a curated record. Gene Ontology annotation, molecular function: metal ion binding.